UGCUGCUGCCGCCUGCGCCCACCGCGCUCUUCCCGCCCGGCCCGCUCUUCCCGCCCGCAGCGCCCGGAGCCUUCGCUUUCCCCACGUACUGCAGCCCCAUGGUGGCCCCGGUGGAGCACAGGCCGCCACCCAAGGACUACAUGACGGAGUCGGUGCUGGUGACGCUCUUCUGCUGCCUGCUCACCGGGCUCAUCGCCGUUGUUUACUCCCACGAGACCCGCGCGGCGCUGGGCAGGGGGGACCUGGCCCAGGCAGAGGAGGCGUCACGCAAGGCCCGCCUGCUGGUGCUCUUCAGCCUGCUCUUCGGGGUCUUCGUGUGCACCAGCUGGGUGGUCUACGUGGUGGUGGCCCUCUACCUCCCCUGAGGCUGCGGCUCCUGUGGAGAUGCUGAGGAGCUGCCCGGGCUCAGGGCCUGGCCGCCCCUUCCUGUGGACUCGGGUCCCCGCGUGAGCAGCUGUCACCCAGAGGGCGCAGGACAGCGCGGGCGUGGCAGCCAUCUCAGGCCGUGGCCUCUGCGGUGGCCCCGGGAUCCCCCCCCAACCUCCUCCAAGGUCUCCCUGGGACCCUGGCCUUGAGAGACUGCAGUGGGACCGAGCCCUGUGUCUGCAGAGCCACCUGGAAGGACUGGUCACCUCGGCCCCGCUUGGCGAUGGGCCUGUCCUGGGAGAGGAGAGGAGCGGCCACCUCCCUCCUCCUGCUGGCUGCUGGAGGGGACGGGGCAGGGGACAGGCUCCCUGCUAGCCCCACACCUGGAAACCGGGCCCCGUGUCUGCUCAGUCCACAGGAAGUGGUACCCUGUGUGACCUCGAGGGGACACUGUCUCUUCCUGCUCCCUUCCGGUGAGCAGCCGACAUCUGUCCACAGCUGGGCUCGGGUGCCUGGCCUGGCCCCUCUGAGACGCCGCCGGUCCUGGACAGCUCUGCCCACUGCUCACGCUGAGAAGCGACGCCCAGAGCCACCAUUCCCGGCGGCUCUGCUAGGACCGUCACUCACUCCUUCCUGCCCAGCUUCUGUCCCUGUCCCUGAGACCUUCAGCGUUGGCCCCUGCUGCCUGAGCCGGGAUCUGCAGGGUCCUCCCCGGCAGGCGGCCGAGGGUCAGGUCGCUGAGGUCCUGACAGCACAGGAAUGCGACUCAAGGCCAUCUGCAGGGAGGAGGACAGGGCUGACGACCACAGGCUGUGGUGCCCACUGCCUGCAGCGGGAGGCAGGCCGUGGCCCCCAGUCUAGGGCCAGGACUGGUCCACAAAGAGGAGGAAGGAAAUGUUUCUCUGAGGGUGGGUACAUGCCAAAAAAUACCCGCCACACCUCUUCUCACAGAAUUUUUUCUUUUAGCACCCACUGAGCCCAGGCCCAACGCAUGCACUGAACUCUUAAAUAAAUCAGAACGGAAAAAUCACCCAGGGACCUGGGUGAAUCCCCAGGGACCUCAUUAAAAUGCAGAUUCUGCUCCUCAUUGGAGCUUGAUGUUCUGCAUUUCUAAUGAACUCUGUCUAAGGGGGCUGAAGAUGACAGGGGAGGUAAGAGAUAUUAAAGCUGUUCCUAGCCAGGCGUGGUGGUGCACACCAUACCUGUUAUCCCAGGACGCGGGAGGCUGAGGCA
Chinchilla lanigera (long-tailed chinchilla) is the source of this 1599-nucleotide messenger RNA. RefSeq names its product proline-rich transmembrane protein 1 (gene Prrt1b). The record is from RefSeq and is a predicted model, not a curated record. Lineage: Eukaryota; Metazoa; Chordata; Mammalia; Rodentia; Chinchillidae. Gene Ontology annotation, cellular component: membrane.